Caenorhabditis remanei is the source of this 624-nucleotide messenger RNA. RefSeq lists its product as uncharacterized. Lineage: Eukaryota; Metazoa; Nematoda; Chromadorea; Rhabditida; Rhabditidae. Gene Ontology annotation, molecular function: GTPase activity; GTP binding. The transcript is spliced from 4 exons. Gene Ontology annotation, biological process: small GTPase-mediated signal transduction. Bases 1 to 624 code for a protein of 207 amino acids. The record is from RefSeq and is a predicted model, not a curated record.
AUGGCAAAAGAAGAGGAUGAAAAGUGUCUCAAGUGCAUAUUCGUUGGCAACGCGGCCGUCGGAAAGACCUCAAUGAUAGUGAGCUACACAACUAACGCCUAUCCACACAACUACGUGCCAACUGCUUUUGACAACUUUUCGGUUGUGGUUCUGGUUGAUAAAAAACCGAUACGUCUACAACUUCAUGAUACUGCUGGACAGUCCUCGUUCGACACUCUUCGCCCGCUGUGCUACACCGACGCUGACGUCUUCGUCAUUGUUUAUUCAGUCGUCGAUUUACAAUCGUUUGAAGAUGUGUCACAUCACUGGUAUCCGGAAGUCACCAAAAGGAAUCCUGGAACUAAAUUGAUUCUCGUAGGAACUCAAGCUGAUCAGAGGUGGCAAGUACGUGGGGAUACUGUAACUCAGCUGCGUGGCAAGACGUUGGCAGAUAGGAUUGGAGCAGAGUUCUUUGAGUGCUCAGCUCUAACUCAACAUAAUUUGAAGCAGAUGUUUGACGCCGCCAUCUUGGCCGGGCUCGAGGGGAAGAAAAGCAGAGAAAAGAAAUCGACUUUCUACACGAAAUCUUCGAAAAUAAAAGAGCGUGUUGCUAAAUUUAUCACUCGUACUCGUAAUCUUAUCUGA